Dipodomys spectabilis (banner-tailed kangaroo rat) is the source of this 1473-nucleotide messenger RNA. It is a transcript of the gene Wdr73, whose product is annotated as WD repeat domain 73. The record is from RefSeq and is a predicted model, not a curated record. Gene Ontology annotation, cellular component: cytosol; spindle pole. Lineage: Eukaryota; Metazoa; Chordata; Mammalia; Rodentia; Heteromyidae. Gene Ontology annotation, biological process: cytoplasmic microtubule organization. Gene Ontology annotation, molecular function: protein binding. The transcript has 8 exons. The coding region runs from base 114 to 1262 and encodes 382 amino acids.
ACCCAUCCACAGUCCGGAGCCACGCCCAGCCGUCGUGACCUACAGGCCACGCCCACCCGUCGGGAGCGGGCCGCACGCUCCCCGGAAGUGGAGGACCGGAAGCGGCGGUUGCCAUGGAGCCCGCGGAGGACUGGCUCGUGGAAUCCUUGCGCUUGUACCGGGAUUUCCACGCCUUCGCGCUCUCGGGAGCCACGCGAGUCCUGGAGUGGGCUGGGGACAAAGGAGUGUUGGUGGCCGGCUACGAGAGCCAGAAAAAGAAUGAGAUUCUCCAUCUGCUCCUGCCGCCCAGACUGUCUGUGACGGAGAACCCGGUGACUGGGGAUGGGCCUGCGGGUGCGCCGUCUGGUGGCUUAUGCCCAGAAAGGGAUUUCACAGUGCGCCACGGAGGAUUUUCUGACAGGUCUAUCUUAGCGCUGAAGCACGUGCCAGACACCAGGUUGCUGGUGACCAGUGGCCGUCCUGGAGGCCACGUGCAGGUGUGGCAGGCUGCACAGGACAGCGAUGUCCUUGCAGCCGUCAGCACCAUUGCUGUGGCUGAGGGGGAGGGGAAUCUCUGGCCGAGGUUGGCUGUCCUCCCCUCAGUGGCACCCGGCAUCCUCCACGGGGUGCGGCUCAGUGGCCUGAAGAUCGUAGACCUGGAAUCCCACAAGACCACGUACUGUUCAGGGGUUGAAGACUGUGAGGAGCUGAGCUGCCUGCAGGCCCUGGACGCUGACACCUUUGCUUUCUGCAGUGCCUCUGGCCGUCUGGGGCUGGUGGAUACCCGCCAGAAGUGGGCACCAGUGGAGACCCCCAGACCCAGCCCUGUGUCGGGGGGACAGAGGUGGUGCGCAGAAGUCAGGGACCAGGGCCCUGGGCCCCGCAUCGCCAGCCUUGGCUCGGAUGGACAGCUCCGCCUUCUCGACCCCCGGCAGCUCUGCCGCCCUGUGAGCGCAGUCCAGUGCCCGGUGCCCACACCCAGCCCAGACCCGGAGCUGCUGCGAGUGACCUGGGCCCCGGGCCUGAGCAACUGUCUGGCCAUCUCAGGCUUUGAUGGGACAGUCCAGGUCUAUGAUGUCACUUGCUGGGACCUCGCAGGGAGCCACGCAGAGCCUGUCUUCACGCACAGAGGCCACAUCUGCCUGGAAGGAAGUGAGGUGGACCCCACCCCACUGGUCACCACCCACACCUGGCACCCCAGCAAGCCCAGGACUGUGCUGUCAGCGGCCAGCGAUGCCUCCCUGCACGUGUGGGACUGGGUGGACUCCCGCACCCCCUGCUGACCCGAGAGCCUGCCUGCCCCGCCUGGAGGAGGGGCUUGAUGUGCAGGACCCCGUGAUCCCCGGCCCAGCUGCCAGCUGGCGCCUGUCACUCAUCCAGGCUUCCCUGGCUUCCAUUUUCUUAGUUCUCUUUUUAACUUUUUUUAAAUUAAAGCCUUACCCAAGUAUCCCAGGCUAACCUCAAAUUGUGAGUUGCUGGGCCUACAGGUUUGCA